This is a messenger RNA of Nothobranchius furzeri (turquoise killifish), 784 nucleotides long. NCBI's taxonomy places the organism in Eukaryota, Metazoa, Chordata, Actinopteri, Cyprinodontiformes, Nothobranchiidae. The record is from the annotation of a RefSeq genome assembly.
AUGGCCCACCAAGCACAUGCGUAUCAUAUAGUAGACCCAAGCCCAUGACCCCUUACAGGUGCAGUUGCCGCUUUACUCCUAACAUCCGGCUUAGCAAUUUGAAUACAUUUUAACUCUAUAUUCCUCUUAAUAAUUGGUUUAACUCUCAUACUGUUAACCAUAACCCAAUGAUGACGGGAUGUUAUUCGAGAAGGCACAUUUCAAGGACACCAUACACUACCUGUUCAGAAAGGACUUCGUUAUGGGAUAAUCUUAUUUAUCACCUCCGAAGUCUUUUUCUUCUUAGGCUUCUUCUGAGCAUUCUACCACUCAAGUCUAGCUCCCACCCCCGAACUUGGCGGGUGUUGACCACCAACAGGCAUUAGUACACUCAACCCAUUUGAAGUCCCACUUCUAAACACAGCAGUUCUUCUUGCUUCAGGUGUAACAGUUACCUGAGCACAUCACAGUAUUAUAGAAGGUCAACGAAAACAAGCAAUUCAAUCAUUAACUCUGACUAUUAUUCUUGGAUUUUACUUUACUAUCCUUCAAGCAAUAGAGUACUAUGAGGCACCUUUUACAAUCGCAGACGGUGUCUAUGGCUCAACUUUCUUUGUAGCCACUGGUUUUCACGGCCUGCAUGUAAUUAUUGGAUCUUCAUUUUUAAUAGUAUGCUUAUUGCGACAAAUUAAUUUUCACUUUACUUCACAACACCACUUUGGAUUUGAAGCUGCAGCCUGAUAUUGACACUUCGUUGAUGUAGUGUGACUUUUCCUCUAUGUUUCUAUUUAUUGAUGAGGAUCUU